This is a messenger RNA of Monopterus albus (swamp eel), 3627 nucleotides long. RefSeq names its product VPS50 subunit of EARP/GARPII complex (gene vps50). Gene Ontology annotation, molecular function: SNARE binding. NCBI's taxonomy places the organism in Eukaryota, Metazoa, Chordata, Actinopteri, Synbranchiformes, Synbranchidae. Gene Ontology annotation, cellular component: EARP complex. The record is from RefSeq and is a predicted model, not a curated record. The transcript is spliced from 29 exons. The coding region runs from base 142 to 3120 and encodes 992 amino acids. Gene Ontology annotation, biological process: endocytic recycling; retrograde transport, endosome to Golgi.
AUACUUUCCUGGUUCCUGCCUGCCGGCCACGUGACAUUCAACUAUGGCUUCUCAGUCGUAGUGAUGGAGGCGAUCAGUGACAACAAAACAAUACUGUAACUUCAUUCAUUUAGUUGUCCACGAACACACGUCGGAUUUACGAUGCAGAAGAUCAAAUCUCUUAUGGCCCGGCAGGGCCUGAAAAGCCCCCAGGAGAGUAUGGCAGACCUGAGUCCUGUGGAGAAUCUGAGGAUCCCAAGCAAGGAGGAGUUGCGGGAGCUGAGGGAGCAGCCCAUUGACCCCUUGGCGGAGCAGGAGAUCAUCAACAGCAUCGAGGAGGUCUACUUCUCUAACGACUCCUUCGACAUGGUGCAGCAUGAGCUGGAGAAGCUCCCACCUGUGCUGAACCUGCAGGAGCUGGAGGAGUACAGAGACAAGCUAAAGAGACAACAGGCAGCAGUGUCUAAAAAGGUUGCAGAUCUGAUUCUGGAGAAACAGCCUGCUUAUGUCAAGGAACUGGAGAGAGUGACAGCCUUACAGACCAAUCUACAGCUGGCAGCAGUCAUUUGCACUAAUGCAAGGAGGCAACUGAGUGUUGCGAAGGAGGGAUUCACAGAGGCCAGUCUGGGUCUGUUGGCCAAUCAGAGAAGACGACACCUGCUCACAGGCCUGCUGAAGUCUCUGAGGACCAUCAAGACACUGCAAAGAACAGAUGUAAGACUCAGCGAGAUGCUUGAGGAGGAAGACUAUCCAGGCGCAAUCCAGCUCUGUCUGGAAUGUCAGAAGGCUGCCAGCACCUUCAAACACUACAGCUGCAUCAGUGAAUUGAAUUCCAAACUACAAGACACUUUGGAGCAAAUCGAGGAGCAGCUUGAUGUGGCAUUGUCGAAGACUUGUAAGCACUUUGAUGUUUCGCACUACACCAAAGUCCAGCUGGCCUACACGCUUCUAGGCAAGACACAGACUGCCAUGGACCAGCUGCACAUGCACUUCACUCAGGCCAUCCACAACACAGUGUUCCAAGUAGUGCUGGGAUAUGUGGAGCUGUGUGCCGGGAAUGCUGAUACCAAGUUCCAGAAAAUGCAGUACAAGGACCUGUGCACGCAUAUCACCCUGGACAGCUACAUUCCCUGCCUGACAGAUCUUUGUAAGGCGCUGUGGGAGGUGAUGCUGAGCUACCACCGCACCAUGCAGUGGCAUGAGGAGCAUGACAAACAGGAGAGCACACCAAUUCCAGAUGACGCAGCAGCAGGGUCUGAUGAAUUGGUGGUGGACCGUAGCUAUGUGAAGAAGAAGCUGGAGCAUGGACUGACACGAAUCUGGCAGGAUGUUCAGUUGAAAAUGAAGGCUUACAUCCUGGGGACAGACAUGUCUAACUUCAAAUAUGACGAUUUCAUAGUGGUACUGGAUGUCAUCAGUAGGCUGAUGCAGGUGGGUGAGGAGUUCUGUGGCAGCAAGUCCGAGGUCCUGCAGGAGUCUAUCAAACGUCAGAGUAUCAACUACUUUAAAAACUAUCACAGGGCACGACUGGAAGAACUGAGGAUGUUUCUAGAAAAUGAAACAUGGGAACUGUGUCCAGUGAAGUCUAACUUUAACAUUGCCCAGCUCCAUGAGUUUAGGUUUAUGGGCCAGUGUCGGUCUCCGUCUGUUUCCCCAAGCAGACAGGCUGCAUCCUUGACCAGUCCGGCCGAGAAGGAGUUGUCUCUGUUCCAGGAGUACCUUCAGGAGGGUAACCCAUUUGAGAUGCACAUUGAGCACAAAGAGGAGGAGUCAGAGGAUGUGCUGGCAUCUAAUGGGUACGAGUCAGAUGAGCUGGAGAAAAGUGUGUAUCAGGACUACGACAGCGACAGUGAUGUCCCUGAGGAGCUCAAGCAAGACUACGUAGAUGAGCAGACGGGUGAUGCCCCUCUCAAGAGUGUGUCCCGAGAGACCAUAAGAAGCAAGAAGAGGUCAGACUACAGUCUUAAUAAGACCAACGCACCGAUCCUCACCAACACCACCCUCAACGUCAUCCGGCUAGUCGGAAAGUAUAUGCAGAUGAUGAACAUCCUGAAGCCAAUCGCCUUCGAUGUCAUCCACUGUGUGUCGCAGCUCUUCGACUACUACCUGUAUGCUGUUUACACCUUCUUUGGACGCAAUGACAUGCCUGUCCCAAGCCCAUCUUUGCCAACCCAUGGUGGCAGAGAGGCGGGAACUGCCAGGGUGGUGGGUCCUGCAUGCUUGUAUGAGUCAUCUGGUCUGGGCCUUAUCAGCAGCAGACUGAGAACCACACUGAACCGGAUCCAGGAGAGCCUCAUUGACAUGGAGACAGUAGGGGAGAAUGCCGGAGUCCAUGGCCCAGCAGAGGACAGGAAGGAGAAGGUGCCCAGCCCCCAUCUCAGUCAUCUGGUGGUCCUUACUAACAGUGGGACCCUGUAUGGGCUAGCCCAAAGGGUGGUGGCCACUGAGUCUCUUGUGUUUCUGGCUGAACAGUUUGAGUCCCUUCAGUCCCACCUGGACACGAUGAUGCCUGCAGCUAAGAAGCCUUUUCUGCAGCAGUUUUAUUCCCAGACAGUGUCUACAGCCAGUGAACUACGGAAACCAAUUUACUGGAUCGUGGCAGCCAAGGCCAUCGACUAUGAGCAGAUGUUGCUCUUGAUGGCUGGCGUUAAAUGGGACAUUAGGGAAAUCAUGUCCCAGCACAAUGUAUAUGUGGAUGUCCUGUUAAAGGAGUUUGAGCAGUUUAACAAUCGGCUGGGUGAUGUUUCCAGACAUGUGCGCAUCCCGCUGCCUGUGUCCAACGUGCUGUGGGAGCACUGCAUUCGUCUGGCCAAUAGAACUCUUGUAGAAGGCUAUGCUAAUGUGAAAAAAUGCAGCAAUGAGGGCCGCGCGCUGAUGCAGCUCGACUUCCAACAGUUCCUGAUAAAGCUGGAGAAGCUGACCGACCUGCGACCCAUCCCUGAUAAAGAGUUUGUUGAGGUCUACAUCAAAGCUUAUUACCUGACAGAGAACGACAUGGAGCAGUUUAUAAAAAAUCACAGGGAGUACUCCAUGAAGCAGCUAGCCAACUUAGUGAACGUUUGCCUGGGUUCACAUAUAAACAAGAAGGCUCGUCAGAAGCUUCUGGCAGCCAUCGAUGACAUUGACAGACCCAAGAGAUAGAUUGAUGCGCAGAGUAAAUGGCUGCUCCAACAGAGGAACUCUCCCACUGGAGCUGAGCUUCGAAUGUCUUCAUCUUUAUGGUAGAGUAUAAGGUGUGUUCAAUGAGCUCUACGGAUCAUACGGUAGUAGAGCUACUGUAUCCAGCAUUUUAAAGUUCUGUUAACCCACAGCCUUUAUACUGUAAGUUUAAAAACACAAACUGCCACUUGUUGAAUGCACCUCAUGACACUGAUGAAUAUUAAUACAAAUGUUUCACACUUGAGCAUGCUGCAGUUUUCUCUAUGCAUAGAUGUAUGCAUGCAUGGGUGGAUUACUGAAUGAGCCUCCCGGACACAGGCCCAGUGGGCCGAGGGAUCGGGGGGCUCCUGCGCCAUAGCCUCCGUAUGAAAUGAAUAUUUCUUGUUGGAAGGUCAGUCAACAGCAAACAGAUGCAAAAUGAGUACAAGCAAGUAAAACAGAGGCAAAAAUAACCACAAAGGAUUGAAAUUACCAAAAAAAAAAAAAAAA